AUGUUUAAAUUCUUGUCCAACUCUUUGAUUACUCAGGCCAGCUGUCAAGAGGGGGCUGGUUAUUUAAAACGGGCCGACACAGACCGACUUUAUGAAAUUUUCUUAAAAUAUGCUACGGUAGAAAAAAAUGGCGAAAAACACAUCACUAGUGAAGAUUUCGUCCGAAAGUUUCUUGGUUUGUUUGAUGAAGAUGACUACAACAAGGAAUCGGUUAAGCUCAUCGCUGGCAUCGUCGAUAUGGACAAGGAUGGGUUCAUCUCGUUCUCAGAGUUUCAAGCUUUCGAGGGGCUCCUGUGCGUCCCGGAUGCGCUGUACAAAACCGCCUUCCAACUAUUUGACACUAAUGGCAAUGGACUCGUUGCGUUUGAUGAAUUCGCCGAAGUCAUGCGUAAAACGGCACUACACAAGAAACUGCCAUUCAACAUGGAGAGUACCUUCGUCCGACUGUACUUUGGAAAGGAUAAGAAACGUUUAGUAACAUAUCCAGAAUUCAGUCAAUUCUUACAUGACUUUCACGAAGAAUACGGUGUAGAAGCCUUCAAGAAGUGCGACAAAGAUUGCACAGGCUUUAUCAGUGCUGGUGACUUUAGAGACAUCAUGCUCAGUGUCAAGAACCACCUUCUCACUAAGGACUUGAAGACUAAGGUUAUUAAUGCCUCUGGGUUCCCCCAAGGCGAAAGAAAGAUCAGUUUCCCAUACUAUAUGGCCUUUAAUUCCCUACUAAACAACAUGGAACUGAUCAAACGUGUAUACCUCAACGCGAGUAACGGCCACCGUACGCAAGAGGUGACGAAGGAAGAGUUCCUCCAUUCUGCGCAGAUGAUGAGUCAGAUCACUCCCUUGGAGGUGGAUAUUCUGUUCACCCUCUGCGAUAUGAUUCAUCAGACGAACGGACUAACUUAUGCCAGCGAGCUGCAG
Messenger RNA from Brenthis ino (lesser marbled fritillary), 918 nucleotides. The record is from the annotation of a GenBank genome assembly. Lineage: Eukaryota; Metazoa; Arthropoda; Insecta; Lepidoptera; Nymphalidae.